Nicotiana tabacum (common tobacco) is the source of this 3078-nucleotide messenger RNA. RefSeq names its product F-box/FBD/LRR-repeat protein At1g13570-like. NCBI's taxonomy places the organism in Eukaryota, Viridiplantae, Streptophyta, Magnoliopsida, Solanales, Solanaceae. Gene Ontology annotation, molecular function: protein binding. The record is from RefSeq and is a predicted model, not a curated record.
UUUUUUUCCCUUGUGAAUACAUAGAUGUUUUCCUUUCUUUCUUUCUCUCUCUAAUUAUACUUUUGAAUUACUGCAUUCCAUAUGUUGAAUUUCAACUUCAAGCAAUUGUAUCAUUAUGAACUGAAGGUUUCUGAGGUACUCUUAAUUUUUUUAAAAGUUUCCUAUAAUCUAACACAGUAUGAAAAUGAUUCUCUACUAGCAAUUGUAGGUUGAAUUUUGCAGUUUUAGGACUAAAUACUACAUUUGAGACUAAGGCUUGUUUGGUUUGGCCUAUUAUUUUUCAGUAUAAAUUUUGUGUGGGAAUUUAUGCACUAUGGGGAUCGUUUGGUUUAAAGACAAGUUAUGUUGCGAUUACUAAUGCAAGGAUUCCAAUGCAUGGAUUGUAAUAUAAGGCUCGUAUAAUGCAAGUAUGAUUUCUUGUUGAAUGUCUAGUUUGAUAUAUUACUACAUAUUAGUAUACAAUGUAUAAUUUAAAAUAUUUAUUUAUUUUUUAAAACAAAACAAAAAGUUCUUACUUUUAUGAGUGUUUGGUCAUUUUAUCUUUUUAGUCCAUGUAUACUAGUAACUCCACUCCUGUUCCGCUAUUCUAUCUCACAUAACUUAAUGUAGGUAUUAUUUAUGAGGAAAACAAAAAGGAGCAACAAAACAUUGUAUUAAUUAGUACUGAUUUCUAUGUGGAGAUUAUAUCUCCUUAAUAUUCCAACCAAACAUUAUAUAAGCUUAUGCUGAUUUAUAUGUGGAGAUUAUAUCUCUUAAAAUUCAAACCAAACGGUCCUGACGUGUAUUAUUUUAUGUGGGAUAGAUGGUGUAAAUAUGAAUCAGGCAUUAGCAGUAUAUCGGUAAGAGCACCUAAAAGUGAACAAAAUUUUUUAAAGCUAAUUCUUUAAUUUGGUAUUACAAUAAAAUGUUUGGCUCAAUUCUUCGCCUCAUCUAUGUGUGCAGUUCGAUGCUAAUUGAUAAGUUUAAUAUAUUAGUUUAUCAUCUGGAAAGCAUUAUAUGUAAAUAGUUUGUUUUUCUUUGUUUCUGAGCCAUUAAUCAUUUGAUACAACUAGUCUCGUAAACUGUUAUGGAAAGGGUCGUGUAUUGACAUGAUCAAAAGAAAUGAGUAGUGCCACUGUAUUAACUAAUCAUUUGUUUCUGAGCCAUUAAUCAUUUGAUUGUUUUCUCUUGGUUGAUCUCCUGCUAACUUCUCACAGUUGCAGCAUGUUUUUCCAAUAUGAUUUCAAGUUUUUUGCUGGAUUUUUAUGUCUUCUGUUGUCUCCAGACUCUUCUAUCGAUUCUCUAAAAUGAUGGAAACGAAGAUCAUGAAAGUGUCAGGCCGAGAACCUUCUGAUAUCAUAAGCAACCUUCCUCACGAUGUAAUUAAGUUCAUUUUGACGUGUUUGCCUCUGCGAGAUGCUGUUAGGACUAGUAUCUUGUCGAGGAAAUGGAGGUAUAACUGGACCAAAGUUCCAAAAUUAACGCUUGAUAGCAGACUCUGGAAAAAAACCAAGCAGAAUAUAUCAACCCCUAGAGUUAAGUUUGCAGUGAUUCUCUUUCAGCUCUUGUCACUUCAUCAAGGACCAAUUACUGAGUGUGGAGUCUCCAUUUCUGAUCUGAAAGACUGCCCUGAAAUUGACAACUUGAUAUUUUUCCUGUCAAGGAAUGGGAUCGAGCAUCUCGAUUUUAAAUUUCCGAAGGGUGAAAAGUACAAAUUGCCCUCUUCAGUUUUCACAUGUUCACACAUGAGGCAUUUGACUCUCAAAUAUUGUUUGAUCAAUCUUCCACCUGCAUUUGAAGCAUUUAGUAGGCUUCUUACCCUGGAAUUGUAUGAAGUCACUAUUUCUGACAAAUCUCUUGAGAAUUUAAUAUCCUGUUGCCCAAAGCUCGAGCAUGUGGAGCUUGAAAUCUCAGUCCCUUUGAACUCUAUUGAAGUUAAUGCUCCUCAAAUAAGAUACUUCUACUUCGGGACCAAAAUAAAUUCUGUAUGUUUCAAGAAUACCCCUCUUCUUGAUUAUGUUUAUAUUGUGAUGCAAGAUAUAAAUAAUGGUUCUGUGGAGAGAGGAAAAUGUAAUUUUAUGGAGUUUUUUGGUUCCUUGCCUGCUCUUAAGGAUCUCAACUUGGAUUAUUUUAUUAUCAAGACACUAAUUGCAGGAAUAGAUGAAAUCCCGGUGAGGCUUCCCAUGCUUCUUCUCUGUCUUAGACAGCUUUACCUAUGCGAGAUUCGUAUAAGCGAGUUAAAUGAUAUACGCUGUCUUUUUUGCUUGAUUAGAAGCUCCCCAUAUUUGGAAAAAAUUGGAAUGGAGGCAUUUAAUGACAAAGGAGAUGAACUUCCUGUUCUUGAAUAUUUGGAAGCUGAAUACCAUUCAGACAUGAAGUUGAAUCAGCUUACCAAAGUUUGCUUGAAAGAAAUUAGUGGCACAAAGCCUGAGAUGGAACUGAUCAAGCUUCUGUUGGCCAAGUCUCUGAAGUUGGAGACUAUGCUAAUUGAGCCUUGCAUAGAGCCUGAAUCUCCUCAAACAUUAGUUGAGAUACUGAAACAGAUUAAUGAAUUUCAGAGGGCAUCCCCUAGAACAAAAGUCAAAUUUAUAGACGAAGUCUAAUGCAUCACCAGAAAGAGAUAUACACAUUCACUAUGCAAUAUGUUAUGAUAAAGAUAUGGGAACAUUUCAAAAUUUGACUGCUAGAGAGGAGGCAGGCAGCUAGCAUAUUUUAAUGCAAUGCUCGUAGGCAGGAGUUGGUGAAGAACUGAAUCAUUCAUUCAAGUUGAAGGUGUGAAAUUUAGUAUGUCUUCACUGAAGUUGUUCCGACAUCAAGUUCUUAUUGAUCUUUAUCCGUAUUAUUUCUUUUGUCUAUAGGCAUUUGGCCUCCGAACUCACUAGCCCGACUAAUUUGGUUUCAUUCCCUGCUAAGAGAUUCUGCGUUCUCUGGAAUCUGAGAUCUCUUGUCAAGAUGGAGGGAUACCGACCGCUCACCACAUCACUUUGGUGAUUUUGUUGGAGUUAAUUUUGUCUCUAGCUCAAAUUUCUAAACAGAAUUUUCAGGCGAUAUUUCUUGCCAAAGUUUAUUACUCAGUUUUGCCUUGCAUUAUUUAUGCUA